Messenger RNA from Sphenostylis stenocarpa, 159 nucleotides. Lineage: Eukaryota; Viridiplantae; Streptophyta; Magnoliopsida; Fabales; Fabaceae. The record is from the annotation of a GenBank genome assembly.
AUGAAGCGGUUCUCAGCAAGCGAGUUUCGUGGGCCCCACCAUUCGGAACUAAAAAGAGUUAAAUCAGUAGCUUUUCGGUGGUGGCCUAAAGGUGGACACGUGUUAUACUUGGAAGUGAGUGGGGGUAGGUUGUACGGUGACAUACAUGAACCAUCAUAA